CGUUAUCAUAUCAGUAAAGAAUAAUACGAUAGCGCUAAUGGAACAACAUGAACUAUAAUGUAACUUACCGAUCAAUUUAAUUCAGUGGGGACCGUAAACAGAACGCUAAUGUCACGGAAAUCGUACAUAACCUAAAACAAAUAGGAAACAAUUAGAAAAGUGACUGAACUACUUUAUAUUUAAUGUAAUUAAGAAUGCCUCCCAAGUCUAAAACGAAUGUUAAAAAGUUAACGGUGAAGAACAAAAACACGGAACCACCGGAAGUAACAAAUCCCACAUGUUCGAACGCAGAAACAUCGAGUGGUUUGAGCCUGGAAGCCGAGGAUCAGUUCGAAUUAGAAUUAUGUUGGUGCAUCCAGCAAUUGCAAACGGGCCUAGCUUCUGGCAAGCUUUCGGAGAAACAGGCACGCGAUUUAUACAGGAAUAUAAAGACUUUGAAGAGUAACACAGCGUCUCUGAUCAAAAAGAGACAAAUAAUGCGAAACACUUUGGGGAACUACAGAGAGAAAAUGUCGUUGGAGGAGCAGAAACAUGGCAAAACCGCAUCCUCUAUGAAAUUUAUACCCCCAGCCACACAGAAUAAAAGAUGCGUAUUUGUGAGAAAAGCUGCUUGCAAAUUGAUCACAGAAAAGCAACACUCUCAUAUCGACACGCUGCAUUUCAGUUCAAAUGAAAAUGCUAUCGACUCUGACAACAUACAGACUGCAUUUAAGUUUAAUUUUCAACUUGUAGAAUAAAGAUACUGUAAAUUUUGUGACGUGCGACUAUCGAUAUGUAUUUAAAUAACAUUAUUA
Molecule: messenger RNA, 794 nt
Organism: Colletes gigas
Lineage: Eukaryota; Metazoa; Arthropoda; Insecta; Hymenoptera; Colletidae
Product: UPF0488 protein CG14286
Exons: 2
Coding region: 195-737 (180 amino acids)
Source: RefSeq, a predicted model, not a curated record